Messenger RNA from Eruca vesicaria subsp. sativa (arugula), 561 nucleotides. The record is from the annotation of a GenBank genome assembly. NCBI's taxonomy places the organism in Eukaryota, Viridiplantae, Streptophyta, Magnoliopsida, Brassicales, Brassicaceae.
AUGGAUAACUUGAAUGGAUUCGUGAGGGGAGACAAUCAACUGAAUGAAGAGAAACCUCCUGCACGAGUGUGCCCACGGUGUAACUCUGACAAUACCAAGUUCUGUUACUUCAACAACUAUAGCUUGUCUCAGCCGCGCUACUCAUGCAAGAAUUGUCGUCGAUACUGGACUCAUGGUGGGGCUUUAAGGAAUAUACCAAUCGGUGGAAGUGGCCGUAAACCCAAGCGCUCAAAGAUAGAUCAACAAUCUGCUGAGAUCCAACAAGUUAAUCAUCACGAGUUUGGUAGAUCUUUUGGUGGUUCCUCUGAUGCUGUUGUUGAGAACCAUUUCGGUUUGCAUGAGAUUCAUAGUGAUAUGGUAACAAAUGUGCCUCCAGUAGGAAGUUUUCCACCAAUGGAGGCCUUAAAUAUCUCUCAAGAUUAUUAUGUCGUUGGAUCCAAUGAUUUGAUUGAUAAUCCUUUGCUAAAUCAAGAUGAUUCAAACAUAUGGAACGAGAGCUUCAACAACACUAUGAACAUGAAUCAUAAUGCAAGCACGAGUGGAAGAAGACGGUAUUGGUAA